AGAGAGAGAGAGACAGACAGAGAGAGGAACUGCUUCAUUGAUGAGUCGCUUUGCUGUUCGACCACAGAGUUGAGAGGAGAGAAUGGAAAUGUUUCAUGAGAGAACGGAGGCACCGACAUCCUGAAGGUUUCACCCACGACUCGCCUUCACACCGCGUCUCUUAUGGCAAAUCGUGACAAGAAUAAAAAGAUUCUUCUGGAACUGGUGAAGCUGCCGGAGAACAGUAGCUGUGCUGACUGCGGAGCUGCAGAGCCGGACUGGGCUUCAUACACCCUCGGCAUAUUCGUUUGCUUGAACUGCUCCGGAACUCAUCGCAAUCUAUCGAGUAUAAGCCGGAUAAAAUCCAUCCGCUUAGACUUCUGGGAUGAUGACCUCGUGCAGUUCAUGAAAGCUCACGGAAAUCAAUCAGCCAAGGACGUCUACGAGAAAUUCGUUCCCGUCUUCUAUUACCAGCCACAGCAACAUGACUGUGACGUUCUAAGGGAACAGUGGAUCAGAGCCAAGUAUGAAAGACAGGAGUUUGCAGAACAAAAUAUACUCAGAGCCUACUCAUCAGGCGUCUAUGAAGGAGUGCUGUGGAAGAAGGGGAAGGACAAAGGACAGUUUCUGAAGAGGAAGUUCGUUCUAUCAGAGCAAGACUUCACUCUAAAAUAUUAUAAGGAGGAUGAAUCUAAAGGGCCGAAGGCUGUUAUCUCUGUACAAAGCCUGAACGCCACCUUUCAGCCACAGAAAAUUGGACAUGCUCACGGCCUUCAGAUCACUUAUUCGGUGGACGACCACACCCGAAAUCUCUUUGUUUAUCAUGAAAGUGGUCAGGAAAUCGUGAACUGGUUCAACGCGAUAAGGGCUACACGGUUUGUUUACCUGAAGACAGCGUUUCCGACAGCCAGUAACGCAGAGCUGCUGCCAUGGACCACCAGAAACUUCCUUAAAGAGGGAUACAUGGAAAAAACUGGACCUUCGCAACGAGAGCCUUUCAAGAAGAGAUGGUUCAUCUUGGACAGCCUAGAAAGAAAGCUUCUCUAUUUUAAAACCGAGCUGGAUGCUGUGGAGCUUGGUGUCAUUUUCAUUGGGACAGAGAAUCAUGGGUACUCAGUGAGUGAGUAUAUGCCCAAGGGGACCAGAGGGAAUAAAUGGAAGUUUGCGAUUUCAGUGGAGACACCGGACCGCCAGUUCAUCUUCAUGUGCGAGCAGGAGCGGGAGCGAAAGGAGUGGGUGGAGAGCCUGAGACAGGUCAUCUCGAAGCCUAUGCUUCCUCAAGAUUACACCACAGAGGCCAACAUCCGCCGAAGAAAAUGAUCCUUGAAACAUCAAAAUGGACUCCAGCACUGUGCUGUUUAUAACAAAACCAGCUGGAUGGUAACACGCAGUAUAUAUGAAUAUGAAUGAAAUGCAGAACCAGAACCUUUUUAUAGUAUACUCUGAGUACCGCGCUCAGCUGUACUUUAAACGGUUAAUGAGUUCAGCUUUCAUGAAAUGGUUUACAUAAGGCAGCCCACUUGUUCUACACACAGAACCUACAGGGUAACCUGACAUGAGCCCAGACACUGGAGGUGCUUUUAUAUAUACAGUGUCUACUUGAAUUGGUGGAGUUUGUUUGUGCAAGUGAGGACAAAACGAUAGCUCUGGAGUCUGGAGUGAGCAAGGUACCCUCUGUCUGGAUGUAAAUGCUUUGUGUUUUGGACCGCGGACCAGAUUUUUUGUAAAUGUGAGGCACUAAACUGACCUGCAUGUCACUAAGGACUAAGCUGCAGAGCUGCAUAUGUGGACUUUAGAAGAAACAGAGAAAAUAAGUAGUGGGUGCUUACACAUCAAGUUUUUUAUGUUAUUUUUAUAAUUAUUUUGUAAUUUAUUAAGCGCUGGCGCAAUGCUCUCUGUGCUUUUCACACUUGACAAUGAUUUAUUUAUCUUUUUAUUCAUAUGAAAAUGUUUUCCGACAUACAAUCCCCUAUUUUUUAGUUAUUUUUUGGUCCAAACAACUUGAAGGACUUGCAGGACAGACAAAUAGAUGAGACAGUGUCCUGGAAGGCCACAAAGAAUUGCAUAUUGGGUGUUUUUGUAUAUGUGUUCAUUUUGUUCUAUUUUUAACACAAAAAAUAACAAAAACCACACCUCAAUUCUUCAUGUUAAAAUUUUUUAUAUAAGAACCUCAGCAGCGACCUCAUUUCCUCUCUCGUCUGUUCCAACCCCUCAGCAUUCAGCACCACAGUUACUAACCACCUCCUGAUCAUCUGUCAUCAUCUGCACCUGUUUCUCACAGGACUUUUGACCUCGUUUGGGAGCAAAUCCACACACAUUUAACUGACUGCUCGAGAGAGAGAGAGAGAGAGAGAGAGAGAGAGAGACUGCUUGUUAAUACAAGAGGGGCCCAAAAAAAUUAUACACACUUUAACAUGAAAAAUAUACGUCUCUCUUCUGACGAUCACAUGAUCGCAUCAAUGAUGGUGCGACUACUGACAUCUUCACAGGAAACAUAACACAAGACACUGCUGCAAUAGUUCAAUUUAAGGUCUAAAAAAGGCCAUAGACAACAACUGUCAUGGUGUGUAUACUUUUUUUUUGGCCCCUUUUUUUUGUAUAUCAGCCCCAGUUUUUUGUUCUCAUACCAUAACAUACCCACAUGCUACAACGCUAUAUUAAAAAAUCUGACUCAUUUAAGAAA
Messenger RNA from Clarias gariepinus (North African catfish), 2662 nucleotides. It is a transcript of the gene adap2, whose product is annotated as ArfGAP with dual PH domains 2. Gene Ontology annotation, biological process: positive regulation of GTPase activity. The transcript is spliced from 11 exons. Lineage: Eukaryota; Metazoa; Chordata; Actinopteri; Siluriformes; Clariidae. The coding region runs from base 163 to 1299 and encodes 378 amino acids. The record is from RefSeq and is a predicted model, not a curated record. Gene Ontology annotation, cellular component: plasma membrane; intracellular membrane-bounded organelle. Gene Ontology annotation, molecular function: GTPase activator activity; phosphatidylinositol bisphosphate binding.